Messenger RNA from Aureococcus anophagefferens, 258 nucleotides. RefSeq lists its product as hypothetical. Gene Ontology annotation, cellular component: membrane. The transcript has a single exon. The annotation marks the transcript as partial. Gene Ontology annotation, biological process: potassium ion transport. Gene Ontology annotation, molecular function: voltage-gated potassium channel activity. NCBI's taxonomy places the organism in Eukaryota, Pelagophyceae, Pelagomonadales, Pelagomonadaceae. The record is from RefSeq and is a predicted model, not a curated record.
AUGGCCGUGUCCGGGCCCGGCUGGCUCGAGACCUACGUGCCCGACGGCCGGCCGGGGGCCCGCGACGUGUCGCCCGACGACUGGUACUGGUUCCGCCAGUACGUCGUCGCGUUCUACUGGGCGUUCACGACGAUGACGUCCGUGGGCUACGGCGACGUCACGCCCGAGUCCGACGCCGAGCGCAUCUACGCCAUCUUCGCCAUGAUGAUCGGCGUCGCCUUCUACUCCUACAUCAUCGCGACCGUCGCGUCGAUGGUC